AUGGAUCAAAUCAGCACGUAUUUCCUGGAGGUCGGAGGUUAUCUGAACGAUGACAACAUCGGGAUCAUUGGAAUAUAUGGGAUGGCCGGUGUCUGCAAGAUCACCCUCCUUCAGAAUAUCAACAACAAGUUCCCCCAAAUCGGAGCUGGAGGAUUCGAUGUGGUCAUCUGGAUCAUCGUCGCCAAGGACUCACGCGUUUCAACGAUCCAGGAAUUGAUCGGAAAUCGACUCGGUUUAUCCCUCUCAGGAGAAGCCAAAUAUCCGUCUUCACAAGCGGAUGAACAAGCUGGUAAGAUCUUCAAUUCUUUGCUAUAGAGGAGGUUCUUGUUACUGUUAGAUGAUGUAUGGGAGAAAUUUGAUCUGAGCCACUUAGGAAUUCCUCCUCCGGCUGCUGGAAACAAGUGUAAGAUCAUCCUGACGACUAGGUCAAGAGAAAGUGUGCAGAGAUAUGGAUGCUAAGAGAUUGAUCAAGGUGAAGUUAUUGAAUGAACGUGAUGCGUGGAGUUUGUUAUGGAGAAAGUGGGUUCAGAGGUAGAGCUACAGAGCCCACCCAUCAAUGCAUUGGUCAAGAUCGUGGUGAAGAAAUGUGGCGGUCUACCUCUCGCUCUCAUCACCGUUGACCGAUCCAUGGCAUAUGCCAGGUCUGUCGAGGAGUGGGAGGAUGCUCUGCAUAACUUGCUGGAGACACCACAGCAAGUGCGGGGCAUGGAAGAUGAGGUACUUUCUCUUUUGAAGUUCAGUUUUGAUAGGCUGGGAGAUGAAAACGUGAAGAACUGCCUCCUCUAUUGCUCUCUUUACCCUGAAGAUUACGAAAUUAAUGUAAAAUAGCUCAUAGAGUACUGGAUCGGCGAAGGAUUUCUGUACACGGCAAAUUCGGAGAGCGUCGUCAGAGCCCGGAAAAGGGGGCAUGCUGUACUAACAACGCUUUUUUCCGCCUGCAUGUUAGAAACCACGCCGGUAAUAAGUACAGAGCAUGGUGUGGGGAUAACAUUGAGUAAGUAUCGAGUAACGAUGCAUGAUGUGGUGCGUGAGAUGUGUUUGUGGCUCACUGGAGGCGAGUUUGAUAAGAGCAACACUUAUCUGUCCUGCGCGGGCUACAGGGAUAUCGUUCCAAGAUGUGAACUACGGAGAGAUGCAAGGAGGAUAUCGUUGAUGGACAAUGCGGGAAGAAUCCAGCUCUCAAAGAUACCGCCGUGUCCUAAUCUGCAGACCCUUUUAUGGAAGUCGCCAUUCAUGCCUCCCUUCAAGUUAAUGCCUGGCUUGCGGGUCUUGGAUCUGUCUGGCAGUAGAGUGCAGAGCCUUCCGGAUGUGAUCGGCUUGUUGUCUGAAUUACGUUGCCUGAAGUUGAAAAACAUUGGGAUUGAAACAUUGCCAAAAGGAUAAGGAAAGUUGACAAACCUCAGGCUGCUCAUCUUGGACGGUACGUGGCAGCUCUCUAAAACUCCCCGUGAGGCGAUUGCCAUCUCUUAGCGGAUUACGAAUAUUAGGAUUGUACGGAGUAACCCAGGAUAUAUUUGGCUUCUACAAGGUUGGUUAUUUUGAUAGUAAGGAAGAAGUAAUGCGGUACUCAUCUUCCAUGCUGAGUAUGGCCGACAUGGAGCAUAGUUUGACCGAAUUAGAGGAGAUACGACUCAUUAUCAGUACCUUGGAAUCUCUUGAAUUACUGCUCAGACAUCGUAGGCCGUGCCGAUGCACGACAAAGCUUGAAAUCGAUGUACGAUCCUCACUUAUUACAGCCGAACAUUUAUCACAAGUUUUAAGUAAAAUUGAAAACCUGUUUAAGAUCCGUGUAUGUGUUGGUGGCCGGUGGGAUAAGGAACUUCAACUACAUCACCGACAACUACUAGAUAGGAUGACGAUGACCAUAUCUCUUCAUCAUUCACGGAAUCUUCGUGUUUUGUCCCUAUCGGGCUGCGAUGGUCUCCGUGACCUGACAUGCAUUAGAAAGUUGGCCUGUCUUGAGAAGAUCAUUUUGUCUGAUUGUAGAGGGAUGGGGAUAUUGAUAGGCGAAGAGGAAAGAGGCCACGAAGUCUCCUCGGAUUUUGACUUCCCUCUCCUUCUCCAACUGAAAACAAUCACCCUUUGGGAGUUCCCUGCAUUGAAGAUUAUAAGCAGUCAGCCUAUGCUUCUCCCCUCUUUACAAGUCUUUGAGGUAUAUCGCUAUCCGUUGUUAGAGAAGAUUCCCUUUGGAAGUGGUAGCAGCAAGAAAAUUGCAAUUAUCAAGGGUGAGAGAGAAUGGUGGGAUGGUUUGAACUGGGGCGAAGAUGAAGAAGGCCAAAGCAUCAAGCACCAAUUCUCGCAUGUGUUCCACGAGACACGACCAUAUUAA
Spirodela intermedia is the source of this 2329-nucleotide messenger RNA. NCBI's taxonomy places the organism in Eukaryota, Viridiplantae, Streptophyta, Magnoliopsida, Alismatales, Araceae. The record is from the annotation of a GenBank genome assembly.